Molecule: messenger RNA, 2377 nt
Organism: Colletotrichum scovillei
Lineage: Eukaryota; Fungi; Ascomycota; Sordariomycetes; Glomerellales; Glomerellaceae
Exons: 3
Coding region: 841-2151 (436 amino acids)
Biological process (GO): chromatin remodeling; regulation of DNA-templated transcription
Cellular component (GO): nucleus; chromatin
Source: RefSeq, a predicted model, not a curated record
CUUGAGAUGGAAACAUCCCUACCUUACCCUGUGUUGCCUGAGUCUUGUCUUCGCGGUAAGUGGCGGUGCACCGUGACGGCAACUGUGGCGUAAGCUGGUCUUUCCAGGUCCUCAAUUUUGGCAGGACCAGGGCGCCGGGGAACACGUGCACAAUGGGCCUGAGGAAGCUCCCGCACAGGCCACCCACAGUCACGGGGAGCCACAGCAGGUGCUGUCGUUUCACACCUUCCCGCUUCAUUCUCAAGGUUGAGUCUGUCUGGCAAUAACGUCCCAGGGAGCAAAUUUUCAACUACACGCUUCCUCUUCAUCCUCUGGAUGCCAUCAAACACACCAUCUCAUUGUCGCACAUCUUCUCCCAUUGUCUGCGUUGUAUUCAACUCACUUUUCCGUCGCCAUUGCCCGCGAUUGUAAGACCACGAUUCGACCACCUGUUCCUCGUCAGCUACCUCGUUCAUUAAGCUCCGCAUUGUAUCUCAUCAUAUCCGCCGACAGCUGAACACCAUUGUAAGUUAUCUUUAUCCCUCACGUUCCUGUAAACGAGAAACUUUCUAUCCCGCGUGUCUGCGUCUGAAUACACCCCGAUUGGCAUCAGACAGGCACCACAGCUUGGCUCAUGCUGUGAUUCACUCACACGACCUCACUCUCAUGCCGACGAUUCACUUCUGUGAACGACGACAUCGUUAUAAACAGUCUCCCUCUCAUCACCUGGUCACUCAUCUCCCCGUUUCCUUUAAUGCACCCUUGCUUGAUGACAUUCUUGAGUGGCUGUCACGAAUCGGAGUUUUUUCUUCAGCUCGACUAACACCAUCUAGGUCGAUCCACAUCACCGUACAGGCCAGGAUGUCAACCGAUGCGCCGGUCGCCGCUUCGAAUGGCAUCCCCGAGGUUGCCACUCCGGAGGCCAAGCAAGAGCCCACGGAGGAGCAGGAGAUGCCGUUCUCAUGGCUUCAGCCGCACUCAACGUUCGCCAUCGUCCUCGUCGGAACCGAACAGAAGCCGUUUGGCCUUCAGAGAGACUUCUUGUGUGCCAAAUCAAAAUACUACCAUGAUUACUUCAAAGAACAGAACGCGGCCUCCGAGGCCAUCGAGAAUGUGGUGAAGCUCCCACAGUACACACCGGAGGUCUUCGGCUUGGCUCAGCUGUUUCUCUUCACUGGAGUAGUCUCAGAGGAUGCAGGGUCGUUCCCGUCCUAUGAGGCACUUGUUGGUGUGUGGAAGUUGGGUCACGAACUGGGUAUCGAUGGUCUCUGCGAUACGAGUCUUGACGCAAUGAAAGAGUGCAGACGUCUCACUCAGAAUAUCCCCGCCACUCCCCUUCUUGUCCAGGUUUGGAAGGACACCCCUGAGGGCUCAACUAUUCGGAAGCUCCUCCUCUCGUGGGCGGCAGAGUAUAUGCGCUCAUCCGACAAGAAGGCCGAGUUUGCCAAGUCUCUCCCUCAGGAGGUUCUGAGCGAGCUGGUCGUGACCAUGAGUUCACUCGAGAACCUGCCUACGCCCCCUGCAGCAGCCGACACUGCGUCCGCCGAGCCCACCCCUAGAAAAAGUGUGCACUAUCUGGAGGAGGACAGUGAAGAGGAACAAGAACACAUGUCCAAGAAGAACAGGCGGGCCUCUGCGCCGUUACCGGCGUCCCAGAAUAGAGACAAGGCGUUUUCCCGCGCGCCACCUCCCCCGGUCCGCAAGGCGGCGGCUGUAGCGGCGGCAGCAUCGGCACCUCGUCAAAAGCCCGUCGUCCAAAAACGACGCAGCAUUGUUACGGGGCCAAGUGGCGAAAUCACGACCUCUCAAAAGGUCGAGUUCUGUUCCGAUCUUCUUGAUAGAAUGCUAUCGGGACCUGGUUUUUGGACGAGACUGGUUGGGCCAUUCAAGGAACCUGUCGAUCCUGCCGAGGAUGGUGUACCCGAUUACUUUGAGAAGGUGAAGAAACCAAUGGACCUAAACACAGUCAAGCUCAAGAUGUCGCAACACCAGUACCAGACAGAAGACGAGUUUGCGGCCGACGUGCGCCAGAUUUUCGAAAACUGCUACACGUACUGGAAAAAGGGCGAUCCCAUGUGGGCGGCAUGUGAGAAGUUCCAGCGAACAUUUGAGGACAAGUAUGCCCAAAUGCACAAGAACAUCUCCAAAAUGCUGCGCGAGCCGGUCGACUAGACUGUUCUCGUCAACAUGAUUCUCCAGCCGGUGGUACUUUUUAUGAUAUGGAUUGGGGGUUUGCGUGUAUAAUAUUUCACGAGAAGACGGACGGUGGUUUUCUUGGAACGCGCUGCUGAGGUUAAUUUUAAUGGGGGAGCGCGAUAAGAACGUGCUAUAUAGUGUGUAUCGUUAGGAGCAAGGUGCAAGGAAUUGGGGAGGAGGAGUGGAAUUGGUUUCGAGGAGG